Messenger RNA from Morus notabilis, 551 nucleotides. RefSeq lists its product as uncharacterized. Bases 6 to 551 code for a protein of 181 amino acids. The record is from RefSeq and is a predicted model, not a curated record. The transcript is spliced from 3 exons. Lineage: Eukaryota; Viridiplantae; Streptophyta; Magnoliopsida; Rosales; Moraceae.
AAGUGAUGGAGCAACUUCGUCCUCUCUACAUAAAGGCUUACAUACAAAAAUUCGCCCUAAAGGGUCCUUUAGCAGCGGCACGACAAAGAAAAAUACAGACCGGCUCAUCAUGUUCCACGGUUCAAUCCAUUGAGAACAAAGAGGACAAAAGCUGUGUAAUGAAGACGAAUCCAUCUCAAACCAACAACUCCUGCAACGGAGAAAUAACAUUUUUGAAUCGGAAAUGUAAAUGCGGGGAGAAGAAUCCAAAUAAACUUAUCUAUUGCUGCCCAAAAAACGGGGAUGGUUGCAGUUUUUUUUCAUGUUGCGAACGAGAUGAUCCAGCAUGCACUAUUGUUGGUGGCUCAUCUUCGAAUCGAGAAAUUGGUUCGAAUUUUAAGAAUGCUGCCGCUCAAGUUCCUUAUAUUGGUGCUUCAACAUCAAACCCGGGGAUUCUUGAACGGAUCGUGGCUUUGGAAGCAAACGUUGCUGCUGGAAAAAUGCUUGUUUUGUUCAAUUUCUUGGUUGUGUUUCUGUGCUUAUUUCUUAUAUAUGGUCUGUAUAAUGGUUAA